Notechis scutatus (mainland tiger snake) is the source of this 2502-nucleotide messenger RNA. The record is from RefSeq and is a predicted model, not a curated record. Lineage: Eukaryota; Metazoa; Chordata; Lepidosauria; Squamata; Elapidae.
AUGAGGCUAAUCGAUAGGAACCAGCCUCAAUCUGAUCAAUAUAAUGAAAUGGAGCCAGAUAUAAAUACCAUCAAUGAGAGAGUGCCACUAAGGGUGAUAUAUAACAUCAACAGAAAGGUGUACAAUGAAGAAGAAUUUGAACAAGAGCAUGACCAAAACAUGUAUUCCCAGCUCAACAAGGAAUCUGAAAGACCUAAACUUGGACGAAAGAUCCAGUGCAGAUUCUCAUGUGCACGGUUCAGGAAAUUCAUACUCAAGAUGUUUCCUAUUUUAAAUUGGCUUUAUACUUAUCGCAUUACUGAAUGGAUUCUAGGAGACUUACACGCUGGCUUAAAUGUAGGGAUGGUGCAGGUUUUCCAAGGAUUAUCAGGAAUAGCACUAACCGGAUUACCAAUUCCAGUUAUAAAUAAUUUUUAUUCUGCAUUUUGCUGCUCUUUAAUAUAUGUUAUAUUUGGAACUUCACAACAUAUAUCUAUUGGUUCUUUCAGCAUUCUAAAUGCAAUGGCAGCAAAUUUUCAGAGUAAUCUUAAUUUCAGAAUACAGUUAUCAAAUAAUGCCACUUUGGCCAAUGUUUCUGAUGAAAAUUUUAUGCGGAAUUAUAUGGAAGCAGUAACUCACACUGCAUCUACUACAUUUUUCGUUGGGAUUAUUCAGCUACUUUUGGCCCUCAUUGGCUUGGGAUUUGUCACAACAUAUGUUUCAGAGAGUCUCAUGAAUGCUUACCUUACAGCAGCAGCAUUACAUGUGAUUAUAUCACAGUUCUCUUUCAUCUUUGGAAUUGUAAUUGAUUUUCAUUCAGGCCCAUUGUCAUUUUUUUAUAAUUUGGUAUACUACUGCAUGGGUCUCCCUAAAGCAAAUUCCACCAGUAUCUUGCUGUUUUUGCUUUCGUUACUAUUGCUGAGGGUCAGCAAAUGCAUUAAAAUAACUUAUAAACACUAUCCUGUUGAGUUUCCAAUGGAGCUUGUUUUGAUUAUUGUAUUUACAAUGCUUUCUACCCAAACUCGUCUACAUGCUGAAUCUAGUCAGGGAGUUUUUACAAUGACUCCCCACAAGUUUUUGAAUCCUACACUACCUGAUUUCUCAAAACUGGACAAAAUUAUAUUACAGGCUUCAUCUCUGGCAAUAGUAAGCUAUUUCCUCCUCAUUUUUGUGGGAAAGAAGUAUGCAAGUAUUCACAACUAUCACAUCAGACAUACUCAGGAUUUAGUAGCAAUUGGGCUAUGCAAUGUCUUCAGUUCAUUUUUUAAGAGUUUUUCUGUCAGCUGUGCAAUUUCUACAACUGUUAUUCAGGAGAAGACUGGUGGAAAAACACAGCUUGCAGCUCUGAUUGGAAUUUCCUUAAUGCUGGUGACAGGAUUAAAAUUGGGAUAUUACUUGCAGUCCCUUCCAAAUGCUGUUUUGGCUGCCAUUGUACUCGUCAACAUGUUCCCAUUUCUUGAAAAAUUUUUGGACAUCCCUUACCUGUGGGAACAAGAUAAAUAUGAUUUUGGAAUUUGGAUUGUGACCUUUCUAGCUGUCCUUUGCCUUGGUCUGGAUAUUGGGUUAGGAAUUUCUUUGGGAUUUGCCUUUUUUAUAAUAAGUGUCAGAUCUCACAGAAUGAAGAUGGUGAUGUUGGGUCAGAUUCCAAAUACCAACAUUUAUCGCAGUUUCUCUGACUACAGUGAGAUACCUUAUAGAGAGAAACUUCUAAAGCGAGUUCCUAUUGCUAAUGAAACAUUCUCUGCUUCUUCUUUGGCCUUGGUACGUUGGACAAGAAACCCUUCUGAUGUACAAUACUCCCAAUCUCCACCAAGAGAAAGGCCAUAUAGCUAUGCAAAGAGGAAGGAGGAUCUGGAUAAUAUGUGGUUUUCAUCAGACCGUCGUUUAACAAGGUCUACAACUCAGUUGUAUACACUUGACUCAGAGUAUGCAAUGCAUAGGAUUCACACUAUUGUUUUAGACUUUAGCAUGGUGCACUUUGUUGAUUUACAAGCUUCUUGUUUAUUACGGGAGCUCUGUCAUGUCUUUCAGAACAUUGGAAUCUCAGUCCUGAUAGCUACUUGUCAUCCCACUGUGAUAAAAACUUUUGAAAGGCAUGAUUUCUUUGACCAAUGUGUUACUAAAGCCCGGUUCUUUCCUACUCUGCAUGAUGCAAUACUCUUUGCUGUGGAGCCAAGCCUAUUGGAAGAGAUGGUUCCAGUGGAAACCCAAAAUCCAGCUCCUGAGGACGUGAUGGCAGAAAUGCAAUUAAAUGAUGAACAGGACAUAAGAAGUUACCACUCUGGGAGAAGUAAGCGAUCGGAGAGGACUCAGCAGUCCACUGGAAUCAGAGACGCCCCCACACCCAAAACUGUUCACAGUGAAACCUACAUUGAGGAGCCCAUAUCUGAUCUUUUCCGCACAUUUUCUCUCCAGAGUGACCUAGAGGGUAUGUCUCAUCACCCUGUUGAAACAUCUCGCCUUGAGGACAAUGAAGAUGAUCAAGAAUGGGAAGGAAAGUGGAAUUAUUCCAGAGAUAUGUAA